Drosophila nasuta is the source of this 668-nucleotide messenger RNA. RefSeq names its product heparan sulfate 2-O-sulfotransferase pipe-like. Gene Ontology annotation, molecular function: sulfotransferase activity. Lineage: Eukaryota; Metazoa; Arthropoda; Insecta; Diptera; Drosophilidae. The record is from RefSeq and is a predicted model, not a curated record. Gene Ontology annotation, cellular component: membrane. The coding region runs from base 64 to 354 and encodes 96 amino acids. The transcript is spliced from 2 exons.
UUAGUUACAAGUGCCAACAUUCCGUCACUCCGCAGACCCUUUAAUACUCCUCGAGCUGUGCAAAUGGCCAAGUACCAUGUAGAGACGGAAUACGCCAUUGUUGGUACCUGGGACCAACCGAAUAUAACUCUGACCGUGCUGGAGAAAUACUUACCACGAUAUUUCAAUCAUGCUCGCAAACUAUACAAUUUACACAAACAAAGUUUCCCUAGGCUUCAUCGUCAUGCCGUGGAUGCGGAUGUUAAAGCCUUGGUAAUGCGCAAUUUAACCCAUGAGUAUGAUUUUUAUAAUUUCUGCAAGCGGCAUCUAUAUAAGCAAUAUCUGGCCCUACAGUUGGAGAGUAAUCUCAGAUAAGCUUCGUUGAACUUUGCUUUAUACCAAAUAAUAAUUAAAAAAAUAAAAAUUGUAUUAUAAUUUAACUUUGUCUACUUAUUUUUCCAACCAAAAAUCGAUAACUUGCAAGAAAAUUCGCCGAGCUUGUUUAGAAAUUACGCUUUGUCCUUUACAUUUGCAUUGACCCUUGCUCUUAAAAAAAGCUGUCUUCGUUUUGGCAAUAGAUCUCAAAGUAAAUAUCAAACACCCAGGAACUUGAGGUAACUAUGAAGUAUGCUCUACUUAUGAUUGACGCUGAAUACUUUAUGUGGCAUUGCUUCGUCAACUAAUAAAAU